This is a messenger RNA of Paramormyrops kingsleyae, 3554 nucleotides long. It is a transcript of the gene phf2, whose product is annotated as PHD finger protein 2. NCBI's taxonomy places the organism in Eukaryota, Metazoa, Chordata, Actinopteri, Osteoglossiformes, Mormyridae. The record is from RefSeq and is a predicted model, not a curated record.
GCAUGCACACAGUAACACACUUGAGGAAACAUAAUUGGUCCAAUAUUUUGUCAAGAGAGUAAUUUAAAUGCGACCGGACCACUAUGGGAUACGUUUAAGAUGUCAUUGUACAUGAAAGUGGUGUGAGCGGCGGCGAAACGGCGAGCUGUUUUGGGGAUUUUCCAAUUCAGAUUUUGUUGCAGGAGGGUUUUUGCAGCCCCCGUCUCUCCGGCGUUGUUGUGAAUUGAUCUAACAUGGCGACUGUACCAGUUUAUUGCAUCUGUAGAUUACCUUACGACGUAACCCAGUUUAUGAUCGAAUGCGAUGCCUGCAAGGAUUGGUUUCACGGCAGCUGUGUUGGGGUAGAUGAGGAUGAGGCCCCAGACAUCGACAUUUAUCAUUGUCCCAACUGUGAGAAGACCCACGGCAAAUCUACAUUGAAAAAGAAGAAGAACUGGAACAAGCAUGACACGGGGCAAAGCACGGAUGUCAAACCCGUCCAGAACGGCAGUCAGGUGUUCAUCAAGGAGCUUCGGAGCCGGACCUUCCCCAGUUCUGAGGACGUAGUAUUAAAGUUGAGUGGACACCAGCUCACCCUGGACUACCUGGAGGAGAAUGGCUUCACGGAGCCAAUUCUGGUCAUGAAGAAGGAUGGACUGGGCAUGACCAUGCCCGCUCCCACGUUCUACGUCAGUGACGUCGAGAACUAUGUCGGGCCAGAUGUUCUCGUGGACGUCGUUGACGUCACUAAGCAAACAAACAGUGAGAUGAAGCUCAAGGAGUUUGUAGACUACUACUACAGCACAAACAGAAAGCGAGUAUUAAAUGUGAUUAACCUGGAAUUCUCAGACACAAGGAUGGCAAGUCUGGUGGAAAGCCCUCAGAUAGUGAGCAAACUUUCCUGGGUGGAGAACUACUGGCCGGACGAUGCCCUGUUGGGAAAGCCCAAAGUGACCAAGUACUGUCAGAUCUGCGUGAAGGACAGCUACACUGACUUCCAUAUCGAAUGCGGGGGCGCCUCAGUGUGGUACCACGUGCUCAAAGGAGAAAAGAUAUUUUUCUUGAUCAAGCCCACGUCUGCCAAUCUGUCUCUGUAUGAGCGGUGGAGAUCUUCAUCCAACCACAGUGAGAUGUUCUUUGCGGACCAGGUGGACAAGUGUUACAAGUGCACGCUAAAGCAGGGACAGACGCUUCUAAUUCCAUCUGGCUGGAUAAAUGCAAUACUGACUCCGGUGGAUUGUCUGGCCUUUUCUGGCCACUUCGUGCACAACCUGAGCGUGGAGAUGCAGAUGAGAGCAUAUGAAGUGGAAAAACGACUUAAAGUUGGCAGCCUAACCCCAUUUCCAAACUUUGAAACGGCCUGCUGGUACGUGGGACGGCAUCUGCUGGAGAGAUUCAAAGGCUUACAUAAGGCAAACAAACAGCCAGCCUCUUAUCUGGUCCAAGGUGCCAAAAUCAUUAAUGGAGCCUUCAGGUCAUGGACUAAGAAACAGGCUCUGCUAGAACAUGAAGAUGAACUUCCAGAAAACAUGAAGCCAGCACAACUCAUUAAAGACCUUGCCAAAGAAAUCAGGAUUUCAGAGAAUGCAACAAAAGCCAUCAAGGCAGAACCUGGUGCCAAGAUGGCGGCUGAGGAUCCCCUCCCUCCACCUGCACCGGAGCCAGAGGAGCCCGUUUCCCCGACGCCCGCUCCCACGCCCCCCCAGGAAAAGCCUUCCCGAAAGAAAACUCCCAAGCCUCCUAAGCCGCCCAGACCGCCUAAACUCCCAAAGACCCCGAAAGCUCCAAAGACUCCAAAAAUAAAGGAUGGAGGAAAGAAGAAGGUGAAAAAGGAGAAAGAAGGUGUCAUUCCGCCAAAAGUCUGCGGCCUGGCUUCUCUUGAGUCCCACGCUAAGGAAACGCUGACCAAGACGGAUCAGCCGAAAAAAGGCAGAGCUGCCAAGAAUGCUUUAAGUGCUUCGGAGAAAGAAGCGAAUAAGCAGAAUGACGUCGAGAAGUUUGAAAUUCGAGAACAGAACAAAAACAAACCUGAAGCGAAGUGGAAAUACAAGAAUAGUAAACCGGAUUCCUUGUUGAAAAUGGAAGAGGAACACAAAUUUGAAAAGUCAUUACUAUCAGGAAACAAAGAGAAGUUUGCCUUUUCGUUUUCCCAUAAAAAGUUGCUGGGCUCAAAAGGACCGAAGCCCCAAACUCACACAUGCUUAUUUGGAUCGUUACAAAACAUCAAGGAAGAUAAGGCCAAAGUGGUGAGAGAUGAGUAUGAGUACGUUUCUGACGAAGGGGAGCUGAAGAUCGACGAGUUCCCCAUUAGGAGGAAAAAGAAUACAGUAAAGCGAGACUUAUCUUUUUUGUCCAGUAUUAAGGAACCCAUACAACAGCCAAAAAAACCAAGGCUGCACCCUACAGCUCCCAGGAAGUCUGACUCAUCAGAUGAAGAGUCACUUCACAUAGACACAGAGCCUAAGCCAGAGGUCAAAGGUCGGAACUCAAAGGUCAAGAAAGAGAGUGGGAGUGCAGCGGGGAUCCUCGAUUUGUUACAAGCCAGCAAGCAAGUAGGCGGAAUCGACUACAAUGCUAACAGUCAGCCACCUGCAUCCCCCAGCACACAGGAGGCCAUCCAGGGCAUGUUGUCCAUGGCCAACCUGCCGACCUCAGACCCCUGCCUGCAACAGUCGUGGAGCAACAACCAAUCAAAGGGCAACUCUGUCCCAUCGGGGAAGAAGUCGAGCGGGGGCAGCGGCAAUAACAAGCGGCCGGCCAAGCGUCCUCCAAAGAAGAGCCAGAAGAAUGCCACCGUGGACAGCAUGGAGAUGUUUGAUGAUGACCAGGACCACCUAGACGCCUGCUUCAAGGACUCUGAUUACGUUUACCCAUCUCUGGAAUCAGAGGAAGAUCACCCCAUUUUCAAAUCCAGGUCCAAGAAGAGGAAGAGCUCUGACGACACUCCUUACAGCCCGACCGCUCGGGUGGGCCCUUCAGUGCCCCGGCAGGAGCGACCAGCCCGGGAAGGGGCGCGGGUGGCUUCCAUAGAAACAGGGCUGGCGGCUGCGGCGGCCAAACUGUCCCAUCAGGAGCAGCAGAAGAUCAAGAAGAAGAAGAAAAGCUGUAAGAAGGCCAAACCAUCACUCGAGGAGUCCAACAAAGUCUCCCAGAACAGCAGCUCCCCGGAACCCAAUGUGGACUCGCAGGACAGCAGUUUGGCAGACCAUGAGUACACCAGCGGGACGGGCAAGGCCUCGGGCGGCUCGCAGCCCAUGGCGCCAGGGGUCUUCCUCACGCAGAGGCGACCAUCCACUUCGUCGCAGAACAAUGCCGCAGUGAAGGUGGAGCACGGCUUGACAGCGGAGGCCAAAGCCAAACGGCUAAAGAAAGGCAUGGCGACUGCCAAACAGAGACUGGGAAAGAUUUUAAAGAUCCACAGGAACGGGAAGCUCCUUCUGUGAGGGACAGUGUCAGACUGGCACCCACUGAUGAUGUCACGGGCCUCCGCCAAGCCUUCACUCUGCCCGGACUCCUCCUCGCUCAUCAUGCACAACGGCGGCGAACAUGGGCAGUAAGACCGCUUAUAACAUUUC